This is a messenger RNA of Priapulus caudatus, 2002 nucleotides long. Its product is annotated as dnaJ homolog subfamily A member 2-like. The coding region runs from base 19 to 1266 and encodes 415 amino acids. The record is from RefSeq and is a predicted model, not a curated record. Gene Ontology annotation, biological process: response to heat; protein refolding. Lineage: Eukaryota; Metazoa; Priapulida; Priapulimorpha; Priapulimorphida; Priapulidae. Gene Ontology annotation, cellular component: cytosol; cytoplasm. Gene Ontology annotation, molecular function: ATP binding; Hsp70 protein binding. The transcript has 10 exons.
AGCGCCCUCUGUCCCCAUAUGUGCAUAAUGGCCGACAGUAAGCUGUACGAUCUUCUAGGAGUCUCCCGAAGUGCCACCGAUAAUGAAGUAAAAAAGGCUUACAGGAGAUUGGCCAAAGAAUAUCAUCCAGACAAAAAUCCAGAAAAUGGUGAUAUAUUUAAAGAGAUAUCAUUUGCAUAUGAUGUGUUGUCAAACCCAGAGAAGAAAGGAAUAUAUGACAAGCAUGGUCUGAAAGGUUUGCAGGAAGGGGCUAGUGAUCAUUCUGGAUUUUUUGCAGAUGACCUAUUCUCACAUAUCUUUGGAGGUGGGAUGUUCGGAGGUAUGGGGGGAGGCAUGGGAGCGAUGGGUGGUGCCAGGAGAGCUCGCAGACAACGGGGCCAAGAUACCCUACAUCCUCUCAGAGUCACUCUAGAAGAUCUCUAUACUGGAAAAACAGCCAAGUUGCAACUCAGCAAAAAUGUCAUUUGCCUUGCAUGUAAAGGGAUGGGUGGGCGACCAGGAGCGAUGGUGAAUUGCAAAUCUUGCCAUGGGCGUGGAAUUAAAGUUACCGUACAGCAGUUAGGUCCAGGAAUGGUACAGCAUUUCCAGACAGUGUGUCCAGACUGUCAUGGGGAAGGUGAAUACAUCAAUGAGAGAGACAGAUGUAAAGACUGUCUCGGGAAGAAAGUGAAAAAUGAAACCAAAGUAUUGGAGGUGCAUGUAGACAAAGGCAUGAGAGAUGGCCAGAAGAUAUACUUUUAUGGGGAAGGUGACCAGCAGCCAGGUAUAGAACCCGGUGACAUCAUUAUAGUGCUGCAGCAGAAAGACCAUGAGGUUUUCCAACGAGACGCGUCAGACGACCUGUGGAUGACUCACACAAUUGGCAUCACUGAGGCUCUCUGUGGUGGCCAAUUUACAGUGACGCACUUAGACAACCAGACACUACUGGUUACUAUUACGGCCGGGCAGGUUCUAAGGCCAGGUGUGGUCAUGACAGUAGAGCGCGAGGGAAUGCCAUUCUAUAAAAAUCCAUUUGAGAAAGGCAAUCUGCACAUUAGAUUUGACGUUAGGUUUCCUGAAAAUGGUUUUGCUGACAACAGUGCGCUUGUGGAAUUGGAGGCGAUGUUGCCGCCGCGUCCACAGUUCAUCAUGCCGACCGGCGAACACAUGGAGGAGGUGAACCUGCACGACUACAACCCUCACGACGAGCGUGGCAGCGGCAGGACCGACGCCUACCACGAGGAUGAGGAGGAGAGUGGUGCCGGGGUGCGCUGUGCUCACCAAUAGACCACCCCUCCCCCUACUGCUGGGUUGCAGUCGUGCGUUCCUGUCUUUUCAUGCUCCUAGUGAAUAUUUAUUUGUUCCGUGUUCCGGCAGUAUACAGUUUGGCAUCCGACGUUCAUCGCGCUGCUUUUCGGCCACGUGUGGUUCAAUCCACGUGGGUACACACACGUACACGUAAUUUGUGCUCUGGUCGAAAUCUACGUUUCCUACCGUUUCUAAUUAAUGUUCUUUUAAUGCAUUCGGCCCGUGUUGUCUCGCUUGUUCUUCAUUGGUUGAUGUUUGACGUGUUUUGUCCUCACGCGUUGUUUGUCGGAUGGUGUUUAGCAUGCCUUCUCCUGUACGUGUGAGCAUGUCUUAGUGAGGCACGUGUUGUUCGUUUUGUGUUAUUGGGAGUGCACAGCCGUGUGUAAGCUCAAUCACGUAUUUUGUGCAGAAUGUGGUAGCAAAAGCAUCUAUUUAUGGUAACAAACUGUACUCAAUAUACUGCAGGUUCUUCACUGUGGAAUCUUUUACUACAAAGAUUUGAGAAUCUGAAGUAACAAUAUGUGCACAUUCGUGUUAUAACUGCACGCAUACACAGCUUCAACAAUCUGACCAAUUAACGAAAUAGUGGUCAAAACCCUACUACUUUCAAACUUCCCCAGUUUGUCAUAUACAUCAUAUAUAGUAUUAGGCUAAGCAAAAUUAUAGUUGUGUUUCCGGUUACAGUGAAAUAAAAGUUAUUGUCUGUGAAAAACUU